GCGAUAAUUUAUCUAUCAAUUCUAAAAUAAUAAUAAUCCAAAAAAAAUCGUGUUGCCGCUGUGCUCGUGAGAUGUUGCUGCUGCAACAGCCGCAGAAUCGUGUGGCCCAGUGUCAGUGAUUGAGAAAUACAUGCGACUGAACGUAACUCAGGAUGAUGCCAAGCGGAUUACACACAAGGAUUAAAUAACAAAUGGCGAGUGUCAGCGACAGCCAGCGACUGAUGAUGGAAAAAUCGAAUUGAACAACAAAUCACAGAAGCGGAGAAAACCAGAGAACAAGUGGAAAAGAUGAGAUUGAAAAUGCAAGCAGCUGCAGGAAAAAGCGAGAAAAACACGAAACCGCGGCUAGACCAAAUGGGAAACUUAUGAAAAGCACUAAAAACCGAGCAAGUGCAAGCGAGAAUAAAGGAACAAAAACAACGUCGAAAAGAGGAAAAUUAAAGCAACAAUUACCGGGAAAAUCGGGGCCAAGAACCCUGGAGAAUACACAAAAACAAUAAACGCUCUUAGAGGAAAAGUCGCGACUUAAAAACUACGCCAAAAAGGAAGGGAUUCCCAUUAAAUUACCCAAGAAAAAUGGAUACAUUUUUCGCUGCGGCUUUCCACCGGCAGCUAGUGGCUUUUCUUCUGGUCCUGGCCGCAGCUUUUCCACUGGGCCAAGGAGAACAGCACCCCGCAACAGCCGAUGAAGGACCUCUGUCUGAAAUUUUAACUGCCGUGGGUUCGGAGGUGGCUCUGCCCUGCGAUCUGCUGCCGGGAACAGGAAUCACUGAUAAGGCACAACUGGUCAUCUGGUAUCGCCAGGGAAAUGUCAAGCCCAUCUACACCUAUGAUGCUCGAGGUCGUCCCUUGGAACAGGGCAUUCCCUGGGCAGACGAAAGUGUCUUUAACAAGAAGGCCCACUUUCAGCAUGAUACGAGUCCCCCUGUCCUGAGGAUUAAGAACAUCCAAACCUCGGAUGCCGGACUCUACAAGUGCCGUGUUGAUUUCCACAGGUCACCAACCCGUAAUUGGCGUAUUAAUGUGACAGUGCUAGUGCCACCCACUCAACUGACCAUCCUGGACCAUCAUGGCGCCGAGAUACGGGACCAAUCGGCAGGACCUUAUUUGGAGGGCGACAGCAUCGACUUAACCUGCCUCUCCAGCGGCGGAGUUCCUCCUCCGCGGGUCUCCUGGUGGCGGGAACACGCCCUGAUCGACGACUCCUUCCAGGUCCUGCCCGAUGGCUCCGUUCGCAAUGUCCUGCGCAUCAAAAACAUCCAGCGGAAGGAUCUGCUAACGAUGUACACUUGCCAGGCGACCAAUGGCCAUGUGGUUGCAGCGCUGACCAGGAAAGUUAUCCUCGACAUGAAUCUUCCCCCGCUGAGUUUACUUCUGCAAGGACUAAAUCACGCCGUAAUUGCUGGAACCCGAACCCAUGUAACUUGCACGGCGAUAGGAGCUCGACCUCCGCCAGAAAUUAUUUGGUCAAAGGCGGGUCAGAUUGUACGGGGAGCCACGUCAUCGACCUCCUCGGAUGGAAAUACAACCAUUUCGGAACUUAUGCUGAUACCCGUUCCCGAGGAUAACGAACGACAGGUGGUCUGCUCCGUUUCGCUAAAUCCGGGGAUUACUUCCCAGCAACUGCAUGAGGGUCACACCACGGUGAUGACCACCCUGGGAAAUGGACACACAGGACUGUAUCUCAAGGAUUCCAGGGUGCUAAAUGUGACACAUGCACCAAUUGUCAACCUUAAUCUGGGAGCCCCCCUAGACCCGGAAAACCUUCUCAAAGGCACCGACGUCUAUUUGGAGUGCGAUGUAAAGGCGAAUCCCUCGAUUACCCGAGUGGAGUGGUACCACAGUGACAAGCAACUUCACUCCUCCCGUGGCAUCAUCAUCUCGAACCAGACCCUCGUCCUCCAGGGCAUUUCCAAGUCCUCGCAUGGCCAGUACUUCUGCAGGGCCAGCAAUCUGCAGGGCAGUGUGUCCAGCAACGAGGUCUACUUGGAUGUGAAGUAUCCGCCCGUUUGCAAGUCGGAGUCGACGAUUAUUCGCGCCGCGCUCAAGCAGACAAUCAACAUCACCUGCGAGGUGGACGCCAAUCCACUCGAUAAUCUAAAUUACAAGUGGCACUUCAACAACUCGCUGGAGAGCCUCAUCGAGCUGCCCCAGCUGCAGGCGGGCCCGGGGAUCGGGAUGAGUCCGGUGAUGCUGGCCUCCGGAUCGGAUUUGAGCGGCGGAUACUAUCAGCGGAGCAAGCGGAAGCACUCGCACGGAAUGCAGCAGCGCCUGCUCCACGGAAGGCACGGUCGCAUGGCGGCCGUGAGGUUCGAGGACGAGGACGAGAACGACGGCUACGGGGAGUUCGAGGAGUACGGCGAGGAGGUGGGCCAGCCCUUCACCCAGAUGGUCUACUCCAACAUGGUGCACAAGAACCACGUGGAGAACAGCAAGCAGCAGCAGCGGAAGCAGCUGUCUCCCCAGCAGCAGCAGCAGAUGCCAUCCGGCGGUUCGUCCGGAGACAUCCACCACGGCUCCUCCUCUUCGUCGUCCUCCUCCUCCUCCAUUGGAGGCCUUCAGCUGGCGGAGCGCAAGCGUUUGGCCGCCCUGCACAAGCAGCACCAUCGAGGAGGCGUGGUCACGCCUCCCACCACCACCUCGGCGCCCCCGCUGAACAACGUGUACAGCUACCACGUGGAGAGCUACGAGAGCUUCGGCGCCAUUUCCUGCGUGGCCAGCAGUCCGAUGGGCCACAGUCCGCCCUGUUGGUAUCACAUCCAGCCGGCAGAUCUUCCCGAACCAGUUAAGAACUGCACGGCUUUCAAUGCGACGGCCAACUCACUGCAAAUCCAGUGCAUUCCCGGCUACGAUGGCGGCAUUCCACAACACUUUCACGCCCAGAUAUACGACGAACUGAACCGCCAGAUCCUGUACAAUGCCUCCUACAAGUAUGCGGAGUUUACGGUAAAGCGUCUGCCUAGCGACUCGGUGUUCGUCAUCCGGAUAACGGCAGUGAAUGCCCAGGGACCCAGCAAGGUGGCAUAUCGUCUGCGAGGACGCACGCUUUCGGCACCUUUACUGCGGACAGCCUCAUCGACGGCGGUCCUCGUGCAACUGACACCCCUGCUGGGCGCCCUGGUCGGCGUGAUUGCCACACUUAUCCUGGUGGCCAUUUGCGUGGUGAUCGUUAUCAAAUUCCGGAGCAAGCGGGGCGGCAGGCGGCAUGGGAACGGGGCCGAUGCCACCACCACGGAGGCGGACAAGGGCAGUGCCGAGCCGCUGUCCCGCAACAUGGGCAGCCACUCCAGCCUCGAGGACAAAAAUCCGGAUGUGGUGCCCCAGGAGGCCAACAGCGAGGACGAGUUCCACCAGGAGGAGAAGGCCUUCGACCGAUUGAAUAUGGAAUCGCAGCGGAUUUUGUACACCCCGCCGACGCGGAUUAACACCGCCUCCCCGCCGCCGCCCUCGCUGUCGCCCACAUUUGGCAAACAGUACGGUGAACUCUCGCUAACCACGAACCCUGCCUUCAGCCUGUACAACACGCCCCAGCGCGCCCCCGCCGUUCAGCGACCCGUUUACACCGCCCCGCCGCCCCUUCUGUCCACGCGGACGCCCCCGAACAUCUACACCCGCAUUCCGGGUCGAGGGGGUGGUGGUGGCGGUGCAACGGUCACGGCGGCGGGCGGCGGAGUGGGUGGCUAUCACCUGCCGGCGUACGAGACCAGGACCUCGCCCACCUCCCCGUACGGAUCCACCACCACCUGCACGAUGCCCCUGCUGAGCGGCCAGUCCAACGGAUCGCUGCAGACGAACGGCAGUGGGCUGGGGGGCGUUGUCCUGGGCGGAGGCGGCGGUGGGGCGUGCAACACCCUGCCCCACCCGGGCAGCCUGCAUGUGGGUGGCAUUUCGGCGGCCUUGACCAGUUCGGUGACCAGCGGAAACAUCACCAUCGGAGCGGCCCAGUCGCUGCUCACAUCGCCGCGCUCGCAGACGGCCACCUACAGCACCACCCUGGGGAUGGGUGGGUUGAACGGCGUACAGUCACCACUCCUGAUGAGCGGCGGCGGCGGGAACUACGAAACGGUGAGCUCCUGAGAGUUAGCCAAAGAGGACAUCAAGUGCCAGAUCGUGUGCAUUGGCGGGAGCAGUACGUGCACCACCACCACUUUGGGCGCCGAGCGCACCACCAUCGUCUAAAAACAAAUAAUCAAGAUAGAUGCACUGAUGAGUAGUCAGAGGUAACUGAAUCCCAAAAUCUGUAUUAUAGUAGUUAAGCUGCAGUGAAAACUCGACAAGACUUCCAUGCAAAAGGAGCAGCGCAGGAGCAGAUGGAGAAUAAAUCGAAAGUGAAUCAUAUAUGAAUAGAUAUAGCCUGUGUGUACUGGAUUUAGCAUUGAUUUCCAAACCCGACUAACUGUAAACUGUAAACCGUAAACCACAAAGGAAAAGCAUUUAUUUAGUUUACUACUGUAUCUGUCUUUGUGCGCAAAAGAAAUAAGAAGGAUAUAUAACACGAAUACUUCAGUGAACAUAAUGAGCUAUGCUUGGGAAAUUAACGAAAAAAAAUAGUUUAACUUCAAACUAAGAGAUUUACCGGAAUCGCAACUAGUUAAGCUAUAGAUGUGUAUAUAUGUAACUCAUUUAAGGAUCAGGUCAGCUAAUACUUAAACUAGUUUAACGACUUAGCCACUUAAUGUAGCCUAAACUAAAUUGAACUUAGUUAGUCACAUUGCGAAUCUACGAAAAGACUAUCCCCCUGAUCAUAUAUAAGUAUGGUAAAAUUACAGAAUUUAAUGGCAUAUCUCUAUAUCGACAUAAUACAUAUAGCACAACACAGCAGCAGCAGCAACCCAAGAACAAAGGAAUCUGAAAUAGGCGCAAACUAUAUAUAUAUUAUAAACGAUACGAUACAAUACGAUAUGGUGUGGAAUGGAAUGGAUUAUACUUGUGUAUGUGCAUCGAAUCAUAUUUUGUUAAAUGUGGAAGGAAAUUUUAUAAGCAUCUGUUGUCGAGAACUUUAUCAAAUCUAUAUAAUACGAAUAUAUAAAUGAUCUGUAUGUAACUCCAUCAUAAAACCGCGCGCAAGUAAAAAAUAAAGAAAAUGUUCAAUGUGUCUCCGCCACCACCUGCCCAAAGAAAAGCCCAUUUUCCAAUUUCCAAUUCAACGUAGUCGCUCUAAGGUCGAACUUAAAGUUUUUCCCAUUUAAAGAUCACACCCCUCCCACCAUAAAAAAAACAAAACAACAUGAAAAGUGCUUCUUCAAUGACAAAAUCAAAUUGAAUUGUGACUCGAAUUAUAAAUUGGAAAAUCGAAAAACUUAAGAAUGAAAUUUAACCUUGGUUUAAACCUAGCAAUUAAGAACUUUCGACUCUACAAACAUAAACUUAGGUACAUAUAUAUAUUUUCUUAAUUAACCCUUGAUUUGUAAGCGAUUUGAAUAUUUAUUUUCCGUGCAAACAUCAUUACUUUUCAUUUAGUUCCCCUUAAUGUAAAGCAAAUGAAAACUUAAUAUUGCAAAUGAGCAAAAACAAGUGAAAAUAAGUGAACAAAAAAUAAAGAAGAAAAUGUGUAUAAAACUGGCUAGUU
Drosophila takahashii is the source of this 5569-nucleotide messenger RNA. It is a transcript of the gene side-V, whose product is annotated as sidestep V. NCBI's taxonomy places the organism in Eukaryota, Metazoa, Arthropoda, Insecta, Diptera, Drosophilidae. The record is from RefSeq and is a predicted model, not a curated record. Gene Ontology annotation, molecular function: protein binding.